UCAAAGCAACGUGCGCGAAAAGACUUCGAGCUGUGCAAGUUUUUGUAUAAUUUAGUGAAUUUUAUCAUAAAAAAUAGACAAAUAAUGUCUUCAGAUUGCGUGGAAGAGGUGGAGGUCAUCCAGGAGAAUCCUGAGCAGCCUCUGAGCAAGAAACCUUGCCUUGAGGAAGCACAGAACGGCGAGGAAGCAGCAGAAGAUGGCAAAACAGAAGUUCUCUCGAAGAGGAAGAUCAAAAAGCUAGCAAAGCUGGAGAAAUGGGAAGUGUGGAAGAAGAUAAAGCGCCAGCGGGAGCGUGAGAAGAUGAAACAGAGGCGCCAGGAAGCUGUCAAGGCGGGAAUUGAGCGCACAACUCCCUCAAGGAAGGCACUAAAGCGCAACACCAUAUCCCAAAGUUCUAAUCCCAUUUCCGUGGUCAUUGAUCUGGAUUUUGAUGAUCUCAUGAUUGACAAGGAUGUGUGCAAGUGUGUAAAGCAGCUCCUCCGUAUCUACACGGUUAAUAGACGCUCCCAAACCCCAAUUCCUCUCUACUUUACGGGACUCCGGAAGGAUGGACGGAUCCAGAAGACACUGGAGAGGAAUGAUGGCUACCAGAACUGGGAUGUGAAGAUCUCCCAUGAAUCAUUCCUGGACUUAUUCCCCAAGGAAAAGAUUAUCUACCUCACGAGUGAUUCAGACAACGUUCUGGAGGCUCUGGAGGAUGAUCAUGUGUACAUAAUCGGUGGAUUAGUUGACCACAAUUCCCAGAAGGGACUCUGUCAUAGGAUUGCUGAGGAAAAGGGGCUCCGGCACGCCCGCCUGCCGCUCAAUGAGAACGUUGUGAUAAAAACCCGAACCGUCCUGACCAUUAAUCAUGUUUUUGAAAUUCUUCUGCGAGUCACAGAGAAGUCUUCGUGGAAGGAUGCCAUCCUGAGUGUUCUUCCCAUGCGGAAAGGUGCUAAAGCAAAAGGUCAGGAGGAGGAUCAACAAAAGGAGGAGGAAGAUAGUGAAGAGCAUUCAAAAGCCACUACACAGUGAGAAGAAACAUUCUCAACAAUUUCUUUACCUCUGCCUUGCAACACCAAGGGGCUAACAACUAGCUAAAAAAAAAGAAUUAAUUGUUAAAAAAUAAGAAAUAAAAUUAUUUUUCAAAAAAAAAA
Messenger RNA from Lutzomyia longipalpis, 1136 nucleotides. Its product is annotated as tRNA methyltransferase 10 homolog A. The record is from RefSeq and is a predicted model, not a curated record. The transcript has 3 exons. Gene Ontology annotation, cellular component: nucleus; nucleoplasm. Bases 85 to 1014 code for a protein of 309 amino acids. Gene Ontology annotation, molecular function: tRNA binding. Gene Ontology annotation, biological process: tRNA N1-guanine methylation. Lineage: Eukaryota; Metazoa; Arthropoda; Insecta; Diptera; Psychodidae.